CCCUAAUUAAACAUUUUAUUAUUUUUGUUUGUUAAAAUAAAUUUUAUAAGCACAAGUGGCCAAAUAAAGCGUUGUUGAUGACAAGUGACUGACUGGCGGGCAAUUAGCGAGUGGGCAGGCCAAGAAAACAAAAGGGCCUCUUAGUUUCACUUAAUUAAAAAAGAGGAAGCCGGCGCGAGGCAGAGAAAAAUUGCUGCAAAAUAACGUAGUACUCGCUUUGCGUCUGUGUACGCGAGACCGUGUGAAGAUAUUUGUUCCCUGAAAAAACGAGACAAAAUGCCUACUUGACUCCUGUUUUUAAUUACAGCUACAGCUUCCUUUUUAGCGUCACUAAAAUCGUCAACUCUUUAAGUAAUUAUUAUGAAAAUUUUGUUAUUUCUAAGCAAGAAACGAUCGCUAAAAUUGUCGCUAUUUCGGUAAAACUUGAACAUAAAAUACAAUGAGUAUAAUAUUUCCGCGGCGCACUGCGGAAAUUUAGUUUAUAACAAGCUAUGUAACGUCAAGUGUGUGAGUUCACUCGAGGGCAGGAAUCGUUAAAAAUAAUUUACAAUUUUUCCUGUUAGCAUGCAAAAAAUCCGUCGGCUUGAAGUUUUCAGCGUGUGAAAAACUAAAUUGCUCGUUGCCAGCCGACGCGAAAAUUUCUACCAAGUUUAGUUACUAUAAUUUUCCGGAGUCCAUGGGCUGGGUUGAGUACAAUGCGAUGCCCGCAGCCAUCAUUAAGGUGUGUUUGCGCCUCAUGCCACGUCUUCCAUUCAUAUUUCCACUUCUCGAACUUUCCGAACACUCGCUCGUUGUACGACGACGCUGAUUCUGAUACACACAAAACAUUCGCUAAGUAUUUGUCUGAGAGAAUAAAAGGCUGAAAAAGGCAUUCACUAUUUAGGUAUAUAAAGUAAAGUAGAUCCUUUUUUGCGAGUCUUGACAUGUAAUUUUCUCACCAUGCCGAGUAAUAUACCUUAAAUAGAGAAAUACAUAUUUGAAAACAUUUGGCGAUUGUGAAUUAUACAUUUUCAAUUGCGUAAAUAAUGAAUUGAACAAAUGUUAGCUUGCACUCUUCAAUACGAAUCUUACGCAAUAGUCUAGUCUUGUAAAUAAGGAAACUACUUAAUGACCAACGCGGUUGCCUACUUCUAAAACUUUCGGUUAAUGGUCUUGGUAAAAUGUACACCAAAAAGCUUGUUAUUUAACUUCCUAAUAGUAUUGAUUUAGUGGCUGGUCAUAGAGAACUUCGCCUUUAGAAGUUUUUCAGAACAAUUCCUAAAACACUUCCCUGACAUAAAAACAUCGUAUUUUUUUUUUGUUUUGUCAUUUAAGGCCAAGGCUUCAAUUUUUUUUAUGAUUAUAACUUCAAAUAACCUCCUUUACUUUUGCUGGUAUUAAGUCAAGCUAUAUAUAUUUUUUUGAAAACUCAAUUUCUUUUAAGUGUCAAAUCAAAUUAUUAAGCCGGAACAAAAAGUCUCACACAAGUUUUAUCUCCCGUUCAAACAGAACAUCUAAAUAUCAAGCCAUGCUAAAAGCUAACAUGCUGUAUAUUAAUUAGCAGUCACGACUCUUUUACCUACGAUAAGGCAAAUACGAUGUUAUCUAGGCUACUUCACUCUCGCAAGCACCUACGUGCCUACUUUCUCAGAAUAAGCUCAUUUUUGAAAGGCAAAUUUACCGUCGUGUAAUUAGGGAAAGACUGGCUAAGAUGUGGCCCGAAGUGUAUUUGUGUUUAUACCGCGGUGCUCCCUUUUAUUGUUAUUACUGUACAGGAAAAUGAGUUCUGAGAAUGAGAAAGUCAAGGAAGAAUUAAAUUGAAAUCAUCUUUAUUUGCUUGUGUAAAACGUAAUUAUUGGUUUUUGUUUAUGUGUAUUUAUAGACAGUUUUUCUCAGGCUUCAAUCAUAUUCUCGUUCUAUGAAAUCGAAUUAUGAUUGCUUUUAAUAUACUUGGUAAGACGCAAUAGUAACUACUUCUACGAUCUAUUGUUGUCGUUUCGCAUGUUCAACAUUUAAAAAGAAACAAAAUUCCAUUAUUCGUGGAAUACAAGCCGUAAAGAGCCUAUAAAACGCGUUGAAAAUAAAUGAACGUCGCCUGCGGUGAAAUUGAUACUCAUCAAGGCAGAUAGCCUAUCAAAAGUUAUAAUAUCAGACAAUAUCAGUAUGCAUUAAAUGAACCGUGUGGUAUCCGAGGCUUUCAGGAAUUAAAUGCUGAAGAUUUUCGUGCCAAAGGCACCCCCUUACCAAACAACCCCUGCAAUUAAAACGCACCCGAAGGGUUGCACCGCUUUUCAAAUUGCAAACACGUCCAUUGUUUUAAUCUACUCCUCUCCCAGAAUCCUGGGUAUAAUACUGAAGGACUCCUAGUUUGCUUUGACCUCCCGCCUUCAACACUUACGUAUAAAAAGGUUCUAUAAAAGGGUUCUAUAUUAGCUGGUCGGUUUCAGUUGAGCGAAAUUAAGGGUUGUGUACUUGAUUGAAAUAAUAAUCUUGCACAGACAAAAAUGUAUCUCGUGUGAUCAUAACUAAUAAUUCUAACUUUAAAGAUAUCAUCAACAAUAAAAUUAUUGGUUCCGUAAGUUAUCGUUGGAAUAUUACAAAAUAAUACCAAGUACAUUUUCCGUAGUGCACAAGUGUAUAAUUACAUUAUACGAUAUCGUAGAAUGAAAUUGGUUUAAAAGAACGGCGUAAUAGAGUAAAAUACAUAAUGAUAUGCCUCCGCAAUAUUCUUAAAUGAAAAAAUAUAAAUGCUAAAUUAUGUCAGGUCUCUAUAAAUGGGCGAUAUUUGUAUCAUUUCGAUUUGUUUGGAAUACAGUGAACAAGUUCUUGACAACAAUGCCGACGGACCAGUCAAAAAUGUUUGACGACUGCAUUUUCGUCAUAAAACUUUUUGGUAUAUCCAUAGAACGGUCACCGUCAAUAUUCGUAAAAAUCUGCUCUUACACGUAUGUCCUUAUAAACUUUGUUUUCUACAACAUUCUGCUAACACUGAACCUGUAUUACACGCCACGAAAAAUUGAGCUGUUAAUAAGCGAAGUGAUCUUUUAUUUUACUGAAGUAUCAACAUGUUCCAAAGUUAUAAUUCUUGUCUUUAUGAGGGAGAAGCUUGUGGAUAUUCUUGAAUUCGUAAACCGCGACGAAUUUAAAGGUGAUUAUGGAGACAAGAAUGGACUGUUAUACAAAUAUACCAACAGAAUUUACAAAUUGUGGAGGAAAGCCUACGUAGUAUUUUCUAACAUGUCCUUUGUAUUUCUGAUGUUUACUCCAAUACGAAAUUACAUAAGUAGAGCUGAUACAGAUCUACCAGUAUGCAAAUAUUACUUCUUGAGCGAUCAAGCUCGGGAGAAGUAUUACACUUUUUGGUUCAUUUAUCAACCGUUUGGGCUAUACGGUCAUAUGAUGUACAAUGUGAACUUUGACCUGAUGACUGGUGGAUUGUUCAUAUUCGUUAUAGUCCAAUUGCAGUUGCUUUACAAUAAUUUGUCCAAUUUAAAAGUAUCUGAAGAAGAAAUCUUGUUACCGGAGGAACUUCAAGACAAGAUUCAAGUUGCUAAGCUCCAUCAAUGCUUGAGGCACUACGCCCUUAUUAUAGAAUUUUGUGAUAAAAUCCAAGAUUUACUCAGCGUAUCAUUUUUCGUUCAGUAUUUCUCAGCGACCCUGAUCAUUUGCGUGGUUUUGUGCGUUUUAGUAUUGGCUUCUUCACCAGACACAUUGCUUUUUUUGUUGAUGUAUUUGACCAACAUGACAUCGGAGAUUUUUGUACCAGGGUUUUUGGGUAACGAACUCACUUAUAAGAGUGAAAUGUUAAUGAGAGCAGCCUAUGACUGCGAAUGGAUCCCACGUUCGAAGAAAUUUAAACUAAGUUUGAGAUUAUUUGUGGAAAGGGCAAAGAGGCCUAUUGUGUUUACCGGCCUCAAAAUGUUCUCCUUGUCUCUAAUAACCUUUACUUCGAUAAUGAAGACUGCUUAUUCAAUGUUUACUCUGAUUCGAAACGUACAAGAAGUUCCAGAGUGAGAAAAAAUCUACGGUGGGUUUCAUAACGCAAAUAGUUUUCCAAUUUCCUAUGCUCGCAAUUUUCUCCCUUUUAGUACGCAUAAUGCCUACGUUCACAAUAGCAUAAGUAAACAAUAAAAAACAUAAGAAGAAAAUCUUUUUUUAUCAUAAAUUCUUUCAGAGCCCAAUUAAAUAGAUAUUGAUUAAUGUAUAUUGAAAAGCUUUUAUUAUUUUAUAUCUCACAUGAACUACAACCAUAUUUAUUGGUCAUCAUUGGCCUAGCCUUUUCCCAACUAUGUUGGGGUCGGCUACCAG
This is a messenger RNA of Trichoplusia ni (cabbage looper), 4287 nucleotides long. It is a transcript of the gene Or-15, whose product is annotated as odorant receptor 49b-like. NCBI's taxonomy places the organism in Eukaryota, Metazoa, Arthropoda, Insecta, Lepidoptera, Noctuidae. Gene Ontology annotation, cellular component: plasma membrane. Bases 2737 to 3993 code for a protein of 418 amino acids. The record is from RefSeq and is a predicted model, not a curated record. The transcript has 5 exons. Gene Ontology annotation, molecular function: odorant binding; olfactory receptor activity. Gene Ontology annotation, biological process: sensory perception of smell; detection of chemical stimulus involved in sensory perception of smell.